Messenger RNA from Penicillium concentricum, 798 nucleotides. RefSeq lists its product as uncharacterized. The record is from RefSeq and is a predicted model, not a curated record. NCBI's taxonomy places the organism in Eukaryota, Fungi, Ascomycota, Eurotiomycetes, Eurotiales, Aspergillaceae. The transcript has a single exon. The coding region runs from base 1 to 798 and encodes 265 amino acids.
AUGGCGACUGCCACACCCACAAUGGAAAUCGACAAGCUCACAGCGGGCAUCAAGAUCCUCAUGACCGGAAACGAGAUACUGAUAUUCCUCAGCACCGGCGACCUCAUGGCAAGCCCAAUAAUCCCAACACCAGGAACCCCCCACGUCUCAAUGCGACUCAAUGAACUCCCAGACUACCUCUCCACCCGAACCUUCGUCUUCGAAGACCCAAAGGCUCUCGAAGAAUACCUCAAUUCCAAAUCCACCCAUCCAACAGCAACUCAUCUCCGCCUCGUCCCCAUGCAUCGAUUCAUAAAUGCUCCAUUUCCGAAAGUGAGCAGCGGAGUAUCGAACUCAGGACGGACACGUCAGUCACUGAAUCAGCCCGAGGUACGCGAAUUCUAUGAAGCCAUGCCGUUCCCGUACCCAAGUCUUGAAUUCGUUUCCAUCGAUCAGAUCACAUACCCCGAGGGACAGGAGUUCAUUACGCUUAUUGCGGAUUGGAGGGCUGCUUGUCGGGCUGUUCCGAGGGGACACAAGGUUCAGGAGAUCACUUUUGAUUUGAAUGGGUCGGAGAAGCUUAAUUCCAGCUAUGUCUCUCGGGUGGUGCAGCUGAUAAGCACUGUUUUUGCUGUCAAGGCCGGUGGGCCAUUUUACAGUCGACUUUGUGAUGAUGAGGCAUAUCUAUUCAAGGAUCGUGUGGUGAAGGCUUUGGCACGCAGUGGGUCUGGGCAGAAGAGUGAGGGUUAUCGACGAUUUGAUAUCUCGUAUUGUGUUUUAGGGUUUGGGAAUGGUGAUAGGCUUGGUUGCGAAGGUUGA